UGUGCAGCAAGCAGCAGCAGCGCUGUGGCCCUUGGUGUGCCUCCUCCUGUAGUGCGUGGAGCUCCUCCUCUUCCUCAGCGCACAGUCGCUGGCUCUGGCUCUGGCUCGCUGUGUAGUGUCUCGUCGAGGGUGGAUUGUCUUCUGGGGUGUUGUAAUUUUUGUCUUUUUGGGUUUUGGGGUUGGAAUUGGAGGAGGAAUGCGUUGCGGCGGUGUUGUUAUCUGAGGCAGAGAGAGGGCGAAAGGAAGAAGGGGGAGUUUGUGGGGAAUCUGAACGUGAGCGCUGAGGGCACAAGGAGAUAAGACGUUUGUAUUGUUCGAUGGGAUCAGGAGUGGUGCCAGCUUGCCGGUGCUGCACCACAGUUUGUAGCACAAGCUCGGUGAAGAAGAGUAGCAGUGGAGUGAGCCGGCUUAGCGUGGUGCGGAGCAUAUAUCUGCCAUGGUACACGCGGGCGCCGCUGUCGCUGCAUUCUGUGGGUGCCCCUGGGACCAGUAGUCGUGACUCGGCCGCUUCAUUAUUAGGUACCGGACUUUCAAGGCCCCCAAGGUUUAACAAAGUAGCAGCAAAUGCGGUGCCCGAUUUGGCAGAAGCUAGACCAGAUAUUGGAGGAGGAGAAGAAGAAAGUUUAGCUGAAGACUCAGAUGUUGAUUCAAUUAGUGAAUGGGAGCUUGAUUUUUGCUCACGCCCGAUAUUGGAUGCAAGGGGUAAAAAGUUGUGGGAGCUUGUGGUAUGUGAUAGUAGAAGGCAGCUACAAUUUACUCGCUUCUUCCCGAACAACGUCAUCAAUAGUGUCACACUGCGAGAUGCGUUAAUGUAUAUUAUGGAUACUCUUGGGGUGCCUAAGCCAGAGAAGAUUCGGUUUUUCAGGUCUCAAAUGCAGACCAUCAUUACGAAGGCAUGCAAAGAGCUCGAUAUUCAACCCGUUCCAAGUCAAAGGUGUGUGGCUCUUAUAAAAUGGUUGGAGGAACGGUUCGAGACGGUCUAUAGCCAACAUCCAGGGUAUCAGGAAGGUGCUUCUCCAUUACUGUUGCAGCAGCAAUCCCUUCCCUUGGAUUUGCCAGAUGCUCUACGUGGUGAAGAGUGGGCAUUUGUUCAGCUUCCAUUUGAAGCUGUGUUGGAGGAGAUGGAAGGUGUGGUGAGAGGCGAUGUUUUUGGCAGUGUAUUAGACCUUGGCACAUUAAACAUAGAUUUAUCUGGCGACAUCAUGAUUCCAGGAGUUGCGGUAGCAUCUUCACGUGCUACUCCACUUGCAGCGUGGACAAACGCUUUGGAACUAGCCUGUCUUGAAGUGGAUACACAACGUUCUUGCCUUGUCCUCUCCACUGGCGUGGCAGAUCGGUGGAGAUAUGCUUUCUACCGCAAAAGCCGACAGACGGAUGCAGAAGGUGAAGCUUGGGAGGCAGCCAAGAAGAAAUGUGGUGGUCUUCAUUUCCUGGCUGUGCAAUCGUCACUGGAUUCGGAGCUUUGCACAGGAUUCUGGUUACUGCUGGAUACCCCAAUUUCACCUGUGUAGUAUAUACACUCUCUAUAGAAUGCUGUGUUAGGGCACGCUUUUAGUUUAGAGCAGCCUCGGAAUAGAAAAAGAUUGAGUAAAGUCGAUUUUACCUUAGGAUUUUCACCAGGAAGUCAACUGUCCUGUGUUGUAAGAGUCUCGCUGUAAUCUUAAGGCAUAAUUGUGUAAUGGACGUGUUGGGCCGAUAUUCCAAUUUUCCAGA
Messenger RNA from Physcomitrium patens, 1713 nucleotides. Its product is annotated as protein TAB2 homolog, chloroplastic. NCBI's taxonomy places the organism in Eukaryota, Viridiplantae, Streptophyta, Bryopsida, Funariales, Funariaceae. Gene Ontology annotation, molecular function: RNA binding. The record is from RefSeq and is a predicted model, not a curated record.